Tripterygium wilfordii is the source of this 749-nucleotide messenger RNA. Its product is annotated as 40S ribosomal protein S17-like. Gene Ontology annotation, biological process: translation. Lineage: Eukaryota; Viridiplantae; Streptophyta; Magnoliopsida; Celastrales; Celastraceae. The record is from RefSeq and is a predicted model, not a curated record. The transcript has a single exon. The coding region runs from base 98 to 529 and encodes 143 amino acids. Gene Ontology annotation, cellular component: ribosome. Gene Ontology annotation, molecular function: structural constituent of ribosome.
AAUCCCAAACCCUAAUCCUAACCAGCGCAACCGAGCUACCUUCCCGACCGCUGCUUUCUUCUUUCUUCCACACACAGAGCACAAAGGAGCCGGCGCCAUGGGUCGCGUCCGUACGAAGACAGUGAAGAAAUCGUCGCGCACGGUGAUUGAGCGCUACUACCCGCGCAUGACUAUGGACUUCCACACCAACAAGAAGCUGUUGGAGGAGGUAGCAAUCAUCCCUUCAAAGCGCCUCCGCAACAAGAUCGCCGGGUUCUCGACCCACCUCAUGAAGCGGAUCCAGAAGGGUCCGGUUCGCGGUAUCUCUCUCAAGCUUCAAGAAGAGGAGCGCGAGCGACGCAUGGACUUCGUACCUGAUGUUAGCGCUAUAAAGACUGAUCAGAUCGAGGUCGAUAAGGAGACCCUUGACAUGCUUUCCGCCCUGGGAAUGGCUGAUAUCCCCGGAGUUGUUCAGGUCGACCCGGUUGCAGCUCCUGCUGCGCCGAUGGGCUUCGGAAGGGGCGCUGGUGGCCCCGGAAGGAGGUUUUAAUCAUGUUACGCUUAAAUUUCAAGCUUUUUUUUUUAUAGCGUUUUUAAUUAUAAGUCUAGACUAAUUUUGUGUUAAAUGGCUUAUAUUUGUUCUCGCAAUGUUCUGGGCACUGUGUUUUUAGGCAUUAAGCGUGAAGAAAAUGUUGGAGAAUUUCGCAGUUAUUCAUGAUGGAUUUCUUUAAUUGGUGUUCAAUUUUGAAGAAAAUAUUUUCGCCUGUUCC